UGCGCGGGGAAGGUAGAGUGUGGGUGUCGGAGGAAAGAUGGUGGAAGUUUGCGCGUGGUUCUCCCGUUAUUAUACCCAGAAAAUCAACAGUAACAAUAAACAUAUUGGUAACCAACCGACACAUUCGUUGUUAGCAGAUCUCAAUUGUGUGAAACCCAACGCCAGGUCGUACAGGUUGCCUUCUGUUGGCUGAUAAAGGGCCCCACGAGUGAGAGUCGCCCCGACCGAUUCGGAACGCCGGCUACCGAUAGCAGCGAUGCCAAAAACACGAGGCCGGUGUGGCCAAAACAAGGGCUCUUUAAGAUAUGAACUACUACAGCUGAAGGUUUCAGCCAGAGCAGCUCAGCUGGAAGGAGGACGAAAUGGAGCUAAAGCGGAGACUCAGGCUAGUGAUGAUGAUCUUGCCAGUGAAGUACUCAGUCAUUACAGCAGUACCAGUGAGACUGCCAGUGUUCCUGAAGAAGGAAAUGAAGCCAUUAAUGUGCAGAUGGCUCAGGAGGAAGCGGAGGAUAAGUUGAAGGAAUGUAUUGAUAAUACAAUGGACAAAAGUGCUAAAACAAGACAAAAUGCCCUUGAAAGUCUCAGGCUGGCAUUCUCUUCCAAAAUCCUAUCGGACUUUUUAGUGGAAAGGAGAGUCACUAUCACUGAUUGUUUGGAACGUUGCUUUAAAAAGGGCAAGGGUGAAGAACAAGCACUUGCAGCUGUUGUCGCAACCCUAUUGUGUAUUCAGCUAGGACCGUGCAAAGAGGCAGAGGAUGUUUUCAAAACCCUGAAAUCUAUUUUAAUUAAUAUCGUUUGUGACAAAUCAGCUAACCUAGCUGCCAAAUACAACUGUGCCACAGCUCUGGGAACAUGCUGCUACGUAGCUGCUAAUGAAGCAGAGGACCUUGCAUCUUGCCUGACAUGUUUGGAGAGUGUCUUCAGUGCUUCAUAUGUAAAGGGGGAUGGAUCAGUGCCCUCCCACAAUUCUCAGACUCAAGUCCUUCACUGCAAUGCCCUGCAGUCAUGGUCCUUACUGGUUACUAUCUGUCCACCCUCCAAAAUUCAGAAGUUCUUGGAAAUUCAUAUGUCCAAAUUACCUGGCCUCCUGUGUAGUGACAACUUGAGUUUGCGAAUAGCAGCUGGGGAAGCGAUAGCACUUCUGUUUGAGUUGGCGCGCAAGACUGAUCAAGACUAUUUAUAUGAAGACACUGGCCAGCUCUGUGAAAAGCUGAAAGCAUUGGCAACCGACAGUAAUAAAUACAGGGCCAAAAACGAUCGGCGAAAGCAGCGCUCCAUUUUCCGAGAUGUCUUGCAUUCCAUCGAGGAUGAAGACUGUCCAGAGGAAACAGUUAAGUUUGGGGUUGAGUGCCUUUACAUUGACAGCUGGGCCAGAAGAAGAGCUUAUGAUGCCUUCAAAGAUGUUCUUGGGUCUGGUAUCAGACACCACCUCCAGCACAAUGAAUUGCUGCGAGAUAUCUUUGAACUGGGUCCUCCUCUCGUAUUGGAUACUGCUGCUAUCAAAGCCAAUAAAAUUUCAAGGUUUGAAAAGCAUCACUACAACUCUGCUGUAUUCAAGGCAAGGACAAAGGCAAGAAACAAAGUCCGCGAUAAAAGAGCUGAUGUACUUUGAGAAACCAAAGCAACCAUCAUGUUAGACCUCUGUUGCUGCUCACUGUGAAUAUGAAUUACAUUUAACAGGGUUUUCAGUAUUGUGUAAGCAAUCAUGGAGCCUUUUAACACUGCAUGUACACACAAAUCGUUGCUGUGUUGACUUUUUAUUUAACUGAAUUAGCAUUUUAAAUUGUGUAGAAAUUUAACAGAUUCUCUGUAAGAUUGCCUCUAAAAUAAUGUUUCUAUCAAAUCAAACCAUACAGUAAAUUAUCUUUUCUCCAUUUGAUCCCUUGCCUUGCAAAAUGAAUUUGUAAAGUUAAUCAUUUUGUUGAAAGUAUAUUAAUGGGGAAAUUGAUUAAAUAUUUCAAAUUUAUUUAAUUUUGCAAAAAAAAGAAAAUCCUAAAAAUUAAUAGGUAGACUUUUCUAUUGUUUUCUACCUACACUUUGUAUCAGCAGGUAUCUGCUUUUUAAAUACAGGAAUAGUGAGAUCAACUGGGACAGGAGUUGAAUUUGCAGAAGGUAGUAUACGGUUCAUUUGGUGACCAAACAUGGUAACUGAGAUGUUUAUUUUGGAGUUGACAUUUUUUCUGGUUACACCUGUAAGUUUAAACUCAACUCCAAACUUUUGAAUUCUCAUGGACGUAGUCAACUUUUUUUGUCUUGUGAUUUCCAAGAUCUUUGUCCAUAAUUUAAAUCAUGCACCAUAUGGAGACUGUUUACGUUUAGUAUGGUUUACUUAAAAAUGCACGCUUCUGCCUUUAUUGCAUAAAUUUUAGAUUUUUGCUUCAUUUGUUUAUAAGCAGUAUUGUAUUUCCUUUCUGAGUCUGGAAUAUCAAUCUUAAAAGUAUUUAUUCAGGGCAAAUAGAUUUACAAUAGACUUGAAAUUGAAAUAUUGUUCAUUCAAUUUGUAUCAAAGAAUUAGUAUAACAGAAAAUGUUUUUCAUUAAUUCUAGCCAAAUGAAUGAAACAAUUGGUGCUUUUUAAUAUUUAUCUUGAGUUUUGUGUUUAUAAAGCUUGUUGCUUAUGUUACCUCAUUGCGAGGGUUUCUGUCCCAGCUUCUAACUGGGUAGGAUUUGCACACCUUACCAAUAUUGCUCCAAGACCAGAGUGCCGGCCGAAAAUGGUUCUCUUCUUCUGACCAGUUGGUGUAUCUGUACAAGAUGUACUUGAAUAUUCUUCUUUUGGGCAGUGUAACAUCAGAGAGAGUACAGAUUCACUGGAGAACAGUUGAACCAGGUGUCCUCCAAUUUGAACUGGGCUUCUGAGUGAUUCCAUCCAAACAUACAAUUAGUCUACCAGCUUAGUGAUGUGUUAUUUUUAAGAAUUAUACAAAUAAUAUUGCUACUGGUAUUUGCAUUUUUCCCAGGAGUUGUGCUUUUUUAAAAAUCUGGGUGCUGUAUCUACAAACUUAUUAAUUUUAAAUAACACUCAGAAAAUGCUGGAGGAGUUAAGCAGGUCAGUUAGCAUCUAUGGAAAAGUACACUUCAGUUCUGAUGAAGGGUCAACUGUUUAUUCUUUUUCAUAGAUAUUACCUGAUUUGCUGGGUUCCCUCAGCAUUUUGUGUGUGUGUGUGUUACUCUGGUUUUCCAACACCUGUAGAAUCUCUAAUUCUCCAGAAUUUUCUUCUUGUGUUAUCUCUGUCCAAAAUACAAAAAUCUUACAUUAUCUUAGUGGAUUUAUGUUUUGACUUUAGUGCUUUCAGUUCUGCACCCAGUCUUUCUUAUGUCUCCAAUCAGUAGACUGAAAAUAUACCUCUUGGAACAAAAAUCCACUGGAACUCAUACUGGUCUAACAUAAUUAAUACUUCCUGAUAGUGGCAUUUACUGAUUUUAUAAAAUCCAAUUAAAGUGAAGAAUAAAACUCAUCAUUGGUUGAAGCAAAUUGAUGAGUAAUGUAGAGAUGACAGCAUUAAGCCUGUUAUAGUUCCAUUGUAUUUGUUGGCGGUUUAGCUUGUCUGCAGUGCAAGUGAAUCCCAUACCUGAAUAGCCAACAACCACCUGUCAGAUUGGAAAAACGACUUACAAACAUAACUGCCUCACUCCCCUUCCCCAGGAGAUUAAUUUAGAUGAAUGGCAUUUAGGAUUCCGAGAGAUACAAGCACCCGGUAUUCACCCAGUUUGAUGGAUUUGCCUUUAGCCCAGAUUAUUUACAGGUGUGUUUAUGCAAACUGUUUCUGGCUAUCAAAUUAUUUUAUUAAAAUGAGGAACGAAUUCUGUAUAUGUGCCUUUGCAUAACGUGUGCUGUAUCUGAAAGAGCUUAUUAAAAACAUUAUGA
Hypanus sabinus (Atlantic stingray) is the source of this 3867-nucleotide messenger RNA. RefSeq names its product interferon-related developmental regulator 2-like. The coding region runs from base 257 to 1612 and encodes 451 amino acids. Lineage: Eukaryota; Metazoa; Chordata; Chondrichthyes; Myliobatiformes; Dasyatidae. The transcript has 13 exons. The record is from RefSeq and is a predicted model, not a curated record.